CUUCAAAUUCGGAAUACUCCGAUCAACUUCGAACUGGAACUACGAUUCCAUAAUCACCUUGUAAAGCCAUCCUGGUGCACGCCAUUACUGCGACCUUCGCUCGCCCUUCGCUGAUGGAUGAUGGGAACAAAGAAUUGUUUGCCAACUGCUUCCUGUGCGUUGGCACAUGAUGACUCAGACGCAACUUGACUCGAAUCCAAUACUACCUAGCGUUACCCCGUUGCAAGAAUGGCGACACCCCCAACACGGACCGACAAAUCCCAAUUCGAUCCCUGUUUCUCUUCAUUUAUCCCUGACUUUUCGCAGCCUAAAAGGUCUUCCAGGAUCGAGGAUCUUCUCCCUUCUAAUAAUCCGCCGAGGGAGUUUGAAAAGGCAGAUCUGGUCAAGAUCGCUGCCAGAGGCCCUCGUACUCUUGACGAAUACGAUGGGAAAAUUGCCGCGACACGCAAGUUGUUGGAUUUUUUGGUUUCUGAAAGGGACCAGGCUGCUUCCAACAUCUCCGACGCCAAGGCUCUUGUCCACCCUGUGCGCGAUCUGCCGGACGAUGUACUACGUGCGAUCUUUCGUGCGUGUACUAGGCCGGUAGACGAGGCGUUUAAUAGAUCUUUUCGAGAGAUCGUACAUCCAUCUAUAGGUAUCGAAUCGAUCCAACCAGACCAGUCGCCAUGGACCCUUUCCCAUGUUUGCCAGCAAUGGAGAACUGUUGCUAUACACACUGCGGAGUUGUGGUCUCUCAUCGAACUCAAUCUAGAUGAAAGACCUAAAGACAAGGUGCUUGCCAGGAAUCGUGUGUUCAGACUUGGUUUACAAUUGUUCCGAGCCAAUGGUCGCGAUCUCUCCGUUCGUCUCCACGGCAGGAAUGGUGUUGCGAACGUCUCUCCGAUCCUUCAAAUUCUGCUCCCUACCGCUCAGUAUUGGAAGCGACUAUCAGUCUUCCUUCCUCUCAACUCAUUCCAACACUUUUCUGUGUGCAAGGGCUCUCUAAAUCGCCUAGAUACUCUUUACAUAGGCGGUCCAAGUGAUUUCCGUGACUGGGGUGUUAAUGAUGCUUUCCAGUUUAUUCCGAAUUUAAGGCUCCUCGGAAGUUUCUUUGGAGAUUUGCCAUUUUUGGCAUACUUUUCUAUGCCAUUUUCGAGCAUCGAGGCCUUUAUGUCUGGAGGUGACAACACACGGACAUAUGAAUCCCUCAAAAGACUUCCACAUGUACAGAAGCUCUUCCUCGCAUGCUGCUGGCGUUUCAUCGAUGAGCUGGCAGAGCCAAUCACUUUACACGACGUGACUCACCUUCAUAUAUUGGAACCCCCCUCCCUUCAACGUGUUUCUUCUUCCAGCAUCAAUAUGUAUUCCCACCUCAUCCUCCCAUCGCUUCAAUUCCUGAAGCUGUCCUUCAUAUCAAGCCGGAUCUCCCUCCCAGUUAUUACCGACCCAAAUUCAUGUCCCAUCACGUCACUCACUAUCGACAUCUGCGGUCAAUCGCCGCAGGAAUGCGCUCGGCUAGACGAUGAACUCCCUCACUUUUUACGCCGAACUCCUAAACUGGAGGAGUUGCGCAUCUUGGCCACAAGCACGGAAUUACCAGGUCGAUGGGUCAACGAUCUGGUAUACAUAUCGGGGCAAGAUGCAAUAGCUCCGCGUCUCCGUGUUUUAAGUAUGCCAAGCGGUCACAUUCCAGCGGAGAAUAUAGGCGGUCUUGUAAACGUUGUCGAGUCCCGAAGAAGAAUGGAUGUUGAUUCAUCGGACACUGGGCAUUGUGCGUUGUUGGAGAAAGUGGUGCUCGGCCCUGAACCUGUAUGGUUUGACGACGAAGAACUCUCAGCAAGAUGGUCGGCAUUGCGAGCUGGAGGCCUGAUUGUCACUUGCAAAGAAGAAUGAGGUUGGAGAGACUCAUGUCAAAUACGAAGAGAACCAUGAGCGGAAGUACCUGUUGAUUCCCAACAUGUUUCUGCCGAGAAUUCAGAAGCAACGUCAACUAACGAUAACAAUUCAUUCCUUCCCCAAUCAUCUAAUA
Molecule: messenger RNA, 2008 nt
Organism: Desarmillaria tabescens
Lineage: Eukaryota; Fungi; Basidiomycota; Agaricomycetes; Agaricales; Physalacriaceae
Exons: 3
Coding region: 229-1872 (547 amino acids)
Source: RefSeq, a predicted model, not a curated record